AUGGACCCUUCCGACACCCUCGUCACCCGGCCGUUGAUACCCAUUCAAGCAAGCUCGAUUCACCCCAUCGACCUUAUCCUACCCCCACUGCUCAUCGGCCUCUCACUCAUGAUAUUCGACAUCCAAUCUAAGAAGCUCACCAGAAAGGCCUCCUCCAACUCGCAUCUAUUCAUCAACCAAACCCUGCAUGCUAGGUUCCUCCCAUCAUCCUCAGCUCAUCAAUUCAAAUACUCGCUCAUCCAGUUCGGGCUCGACCUCGACCAUCUCGAGUCUGCUCAGCUCGACAUACCCCAUCUAUUCAGAUUCGCCAAACCCGCAAAUAGUCCUCCACUGGCUACCAGAUUGAGACAGUUCUUUGAUCUAUCCAAUUGGUUAAAAUGCAUCCAGAUCUUCUCAAUCUCUCCCUCAUCUUAUUUCAAAAACACCAAUCAAACACAUUCCAUAAAACAAUCACUCUUCAACCAGCUAGAAGCCACAUUCGGUAUCGAUGACCCUCAUGAAAAGAUCGGAAAAGUCUAUCUGCUCAGUAUGCCUACCUAUCUGGGAUUCACGUCGAUCAACCCUCUUAGCAUUUAUUUUUGUUAUCAGAAACCCACCGAUCCAUCUGAUCCAAUCCAUCCACCACUCAAGUACGUGGUGCUUGAUGUCCAAAACACAUUCUCUGAGCGGCACUCUUAUCUUCUCCAAGUCGGCAUCAACGAGCUCCCAAAUACACAAUCAGGAUUCCAACAUGAAUGGAUUAUCCCCAGGGCGUUUCAUGUUUCCCCUUUCAACGAUCGGUCCGGCUCCUACAAGAUUUCACUUUCAGACCCAUUCUCAAACGCCAAACCAGACGUCCAAUCAGACAUCAGCCUGAAAUUCAAGAUCAUCUUUUUGACCGAAUCGGGCGAAAAGAAGUUUUUCGCGACCCUCAAUGGGACUGGCAAGCCUUUGACCACAUCGAACCUGAUCCGGAUAUGGUCUCGAUAUCCGAUCGUGCUGUUUUUAACCAGUCUGAGGAUCCUUUACGAAUCCUUCAAGCUGCAUAUGGGCAAGCCUCGGCUGGAUGUCUAUCCCAGACCGGAGCCGGUAUUCGAUCAAGAGCAUGCGUUCAAAGGCCCGAAUCCGAUCCAGCAAGGGGGGCAUAUCGGUGCCACUGGGUGGCAAGAACCCGACUGGUGCUCGCGAUGGGCCCAGCAAAUUGUGGUCGACUAUCUCACGCGAAGAGUCAACCAAAUUGCAGAGUCCAGCGCGAAGAUCAGCCAGUCGGCUCACACCCUUGCCCCAAAGAACAGUCCGGACACCGAGCUAACCAGCUUAGGCAGCUUUGUUAAUCUGGCUGAUGAGAAAGUACCAGCUUCAGAAGAAGAAGAGGGAGAGCAGCAGCCCUCAGGCCACUCAGAGCGGCCGAGCAUAGUCACUGUGAUCCUCCAACCAGCCGACCAAACUCAAGCGACCAUUGAGAUCGCUCCUUCUCCAGACAACGAAGGUUCAGAAUCGGGGAUGGUCCACGAAACGUUGACGAUCCAGUAUGGAUCGGCGGGCUUCUUCACAGAUUUGCUCGUGUUCCCCACGCCUUCAAUAGCCCAACUAGUAGGAGAUGAGACGGAAGCCGCCUGGAAAGUGUCGUCGAUGGCGCUGUUCGACCGGGUGUUUGAGAACAGCUUUGUGCGCCAGUACCAGCCGCUGGGCAGCGGGCCGAGCCCGCCACCUGUCCGACUGAGCAAGACACGGGCGUUCGUGGCCGGGCUGAUCAACGGCCUGCGCCGGUUCUAUUUCCGAUGGCUGUUGUCGUUCAUCACCCCCGAGGACCGCAACUUGGCUCAGAUACGCAGACGCUCUUCCUGGUUCCCCCCGCCGAACUUUGUGGCCAUCGACGGCCCGUUCGAGUGCGACUCCAGUCCGAUCGACCGGCCCGGCUUGCUGGCCGAUCUCUCCCUCGCCCUCCGCAUCCUCAUCCUCCUCAUCAACACCAUCUCCGCCGAGCUCUUCAGCUUCUUCCUCUUCUCCCACCUCUUUCGUUUUCGCUUCGUCGACUCUAAACAGCCUUGGCUUAGACUCAAACGCGCUAUCUUUAGAGCUAACCGGAUCCCCUUCAAUGUCCCCGAUCUUGAUCGCCACAUUGGUAGUCUUAGACACCCUUCUUGA
This is a messenger RNA of Puccinia triticina, 2127 nucleotides long. RefSeq lists its product as uncharacterized. NCBI's taxonomy places the organism in Eukaryota, Fungi, Basidiomycota, Pucciniomycetes, Pucciniales, Pucciniaceae. The transcript is spliced from 2 exons. The record is from RefSeq and is a predicted model, not a curated record. Bases 1 to 2127 code for a protein of 708 amino acids.